AACUUUCCGCUUGACAGUAUUGUGCGUCAAAUUGCCUGGAUAAUCAGAGAGCUUUAAUUGUCCUAUUAGGAUCAUUUGGCCUGUUCUAAUACAGCUCCAUGUAGGCUCACUACAGUACAAUUGAGCAGCUGUUGGGUCCGACCACGAGAAGCCUGUAUACAGGGUCUCCUCCACUUGUCUCGUAUAUAUUGCACAAUGGCUGCAUCUAAGCGACAGUAUUUUGAAUACAUUGUCAUUGGCUGUGGAGGGAUAGGCAGCGGAGCUCUAUACUGGUUGUCAAAGCGUUCCAGCUCAGUCCUUGGUCUCGAGCAGUUUUCUCUCGGUCAUGAAAGAGGAGGCUCACAAGACGUAUCAAGGAUCAUCCGCCUGACGUACCAUGAUGACCGCUACACUAGACUCACACCCGACACCUUCAAGGCUUGGGACCAGAUAGAGCGUGAGUCAGGCCAGCAGAUUGUAUGGAUGACCGGGGGUUUGCAGCUGGCCAGGAAGGGACAAAGCGAGUUCGUCAUGGAGAAGUACGCUGCAGCAAUGGACAGGAACAACAUCAAAUACGACAGGUUGUCAAACCUGCAACUGAUGGCCCGCUACCCCCAGUUCACUGUGGGUCCAGACAUCGUGGGCUUGUACCAGGAGCAGGCAGGCCUCGUAGAUGCCGCUGUGGGGAACGCUGUCCACAUCCAGCUGGCCCGGGGAAACGGGGCUACAGUCCUGGAGAACUGCCCCGCUACCAGGCUCACUAGGGCCAACAACGGCAACGUCAUUGUUCACACAACGAAGGGCGUAUUCGAGUGCCGGAAGGUGGUGGUGACGGCAGGGGGGUGGCUCAACACGAUCCUGGGGACAAUCGGCGUCCACGUCCCCGUCACCGUCACACAGGAGCAGGUGACGUACUACGCCACGCCGCACAUGAAGGAGUUCACCAAGGAAAAGCACCCGAUCUGGCUUUUUCACUGCCCCCGUUACGACAUCUACGCCCUCCCCAUCCACGGCAACACGGGGUCGAAGAUCGGGGUCGACGCUGGAAGCAACGUGGUUACCGCCGACACGAGGACCUUUGAGCCGGAUCCUGUUCGAGAGCGAACCUGCACUGAGCUGCUGCAGGAGAUUUGUCCGAAGUUCUUGGGACCAAUCCUUCAGACCAAGACCUGUCUGUAUGCCAUGACUCCAGACAGACACUUCGUGGUCGACACAUGCGCAUACAAAGGCUGGUCUGACGUCAUCGUUUGUUGUGGAGCUGGACAUGCGUACAAAUUUGCAAGUCUGCUUGGAAAAGUCCUGAGCGACCUCGCCGUUGACGGCCGUACCCAGUACGACAUCAGUCAAUUCAACAUCACCAGAGACGCGAUUCAGGAUCCCACUUUCAAACUAACGUUUUUCCUGGGACGUGGCACAGAGGCGAAACUAUAGACAGAAGGCUGCUCAUAUCCCGGUCAUAACCCACCAGACUUUACCGAACAGGAAUAGUUACCACAACCAUGUAAUUGGGCUCCGUUCCACAAAACUUCCCUUCAUUUAUUGAUAAUACAUAGCGUUUACAUUAUAUUUUUUAGAACGCAACCUUGACUCAAUAACGGAAAUGUUGAAUUUACUACUUGUUCGUGAUAUGAACAUGUCACAUUUUCAAGCAAAUGUAUAAUGCCUAAUUUAUCUGCAGUAGUAAUAAAUUCUGAAAAAUCGGAACUUGUUUUGUGUGGAAUCAAAUCUAAAACACGUUGCAACAUACUGAAACUCACAUUUUGGGAACUAUUAUUCAUGUAUCUACGUACAAUUUGGUGUGUGUCUGUAGUCGGGGUAUUCGGAUUUUUAUUUUGACCCUGUUGGCCUAUAAACUUAGAUUACUCUAUCAUCACUCUUGGCAUACAGACUUGUGGAUAACUUUGUUUCGCUCAUACGAGGCGGUAUCACUGGUCUCUUUUAUUUCUACCCCAUGUGGGAAAACCACGGAAGGUAAUGUAUUGGCUAUUUGACCAUUAUUGAACGAUAUCAGAUGUACCUGAAGCUUGUUACUAAAUUUCUCGGCCCAGUUCCCUUGUUUUGAUUUUGCCAAUCCGUACAUAAAGACAUAUAUAAACAAUGAGAGGAACACAAGUUGUGUCCAUGGCGAUGCCUACCUCUUGCCCAAAUGCCCUAUCCCCAUAUUUCUCUUGAAGAGGAAGUCCAGAAAUUCAAUGUUAUUUUCUCGAUAGACUUCAGAUGACAUUUCCUUUCAUUAUUGACAUAUUGUUCUGAACCUUUGAACACAGAAAUGUAAGUAGCAAAACCCAAUGGAUCAAGGGAUUAAGGUUUUCCUCAAGUACGAUGUACAUAACUGAAAUAUCAAUUGCUUUGACAUGAUUUCAUUUGGUCCUUUACUGACUUUGCAAACAUUCAAGCAAAUGAUUUUGAAAUUUUGAUACUUUCGAUGAAAAUAAGGAAUGUCUUACCUUGAUUUGGUUUAGGAUUAUGGUUAAUCUUUGAGACAGGACUUAGGUGGUAGAUGAUCUGGCCCUAUCAACAUAUCUCUUUGUAUACAUUUGUAUGGGGCUUUAGAACCCAAUACCAAAGAAGAAUGGGCAUGUCUCCAGGUUUUAGAGUCAGGCCAAAAGUAGAUAGUUAAGCGACCGAAUAAAAACCGAUAAUACUAAAAUUGCGUUUUUGGUGAGUCUGAAGUAUUAUUGUCUAAUGUUGCUGAGAUUGCAGUGUAUAAAUGUAUCGAGAGUGUUGCUGUCACUAUCCAAUGACAGGAACACACUACGUAGUAAACAAAUGAUAGAGAGACACAUAUUGGCACGUUUUUGAAGUGGGGAUGCGCACUUCUCGCCACCUACUCCAAUCUGGAUUAAUCAGUGCCUCGAUCAAUGAGGUAUGAGGAAACAGUUAAAACAUACUUCAGUAAACUACGGUUAUAACGAACACGCUUAUAACGAACUGACGGAUAUAACGAACUAACUUUUUAGUCCCGACUAUUUGCUGUAGUUAUGCUGUAAAUAUGCUUAUAACGAUAUACGGUUAUAACGAACUAUAAUUAGUAGUAUCUUUUAGUUCGUUAUAACCGUAAUUUACUAGCUGCUGCCAUUGUCCAAAAAAACAUAAUUCCUUGGGUUGUGAGGCAUACUCCCAAACACCUUCUGGAUUUCUAGAAUCAAUUACGAUUUAAAUCACUGGCGUUUUGAUUUAACUUUUAUAAUAUAACAUAAGGCCUAUUUGAAAGGAAGAAAAGAUUUAUUUCAUGGGGGAGAGAUGAUGUCACCCACCAGAUGUAAGAAGUGCAGGGUCCUAGCAUAUUUUAUGGAUCACUUCAGCAGGCACUGUUAGACUUUGUACAUGACAAAUGUAGUGAACUGGCUUUUGAACCAUCUGAUCAGUUCCGGUCUUUGACCGAUCUGCUUUUUAAUUGAAUGAGUUUUCACUUGAAAUUGUUUAUUUGCGGGUUUAAUUAAUAUAAUUAAAGAAUGUUUGUUACUCAUGUCAUUUACAUUAUUCACUGAAUCAGCUGUUUACAUGUAUAAUCCAUUCACCAGGAAGCCCACCUUCAAACACUGUGAUCCGUGCCAUCUGUGGAACUGAGACAUUCUCUUACAAUGACACAUAUUUGAUACUCCUGAUAUGUGUGACAAAGCAGUGUUGAGAGACGUUAAUCAGACUGGUAAUUUGCUUGAGAGUAGUCCUUCUUUAUGAGUUCGGGUAUUUCGCUUGGACAACAAUCUGUGCCCUUAUUACAUGACAAAUGGCAUGCAACACAUAGCAAGGACCGUAAAAAUGAUAUUCUCUUCUCUAAUAGUGCAAGACAAAGCAAAUUGUCCUAUGUUUUUAACAAUACUUUCUUCACUGGAAAUGCUAGUUGUUUUGAAAUAUGCUGUUGAAAAAGGUUUCUUUUUAAAAUGUGCAUCGGGUUUCAUAUAUUGAAUAUGAAGUGCUGAAUAUUUCGUAUGUUUGUACACCUACAUUUACGAAUGUAAGAAAACAUGCCAAUGUUGAAAAGAAACAUACAUACAGGAUUUGUUGUGUUAUUAAACGAGUG
This is a messenger RNA of Haliotis rufescens (red abalone), 4003 nucleotides long. RefSeq names its product monomeric sarcosine oxidase-like. The coding region runs from base 196 to 1410 and encodes 404 amino acids. Gene Ontology annotation, molecular function: flavin adenine dinucleotide binding; sarcosine oxidase activity. The transcript has 9 exons. The record is from RefSeq and is a predicted model, not a curated record. Lineage: Eukaryota; Metazoa; Mollusca; Gastropoda; Lepetellida; Haliotidae.